AUGUCGCAACCACGAGAAACAGAAGCCAUCGCUCCAUGGAGUGAGCCCGCAUGGUGGACGGCGAGAGCAUCUCCUUAUUACAAUGAAAGCCAUCGACGACUUCGACAGUUUGUGCGAAACUAUAUCGAAACCCAUGUGUCGCCGAACGCAUUGGAGUGGGAGGAGAAAGGCGAAGCGCCUAGGGAGGAACAACUGAGAUGGGUGGCAUCUGGGAUUCCAUUCCAUGAAAUCCCCUACGAGUACCGACCAUCCACGGUGCCGGACCCGGCUGGGAUUCGGCUCGAGGAUCUCGACGUCUUUCACGACAUGAUCAUUCGCGACGAGACGAGCCGUAUUGAAGGCGGCGGCAUGAGUUCUCUAACGAGCGGAUCAGUUAUUGGAUUUCCCCCAGUCCUAGCACACGGCACCGAAGAGCAGAAACGUAAAUGGCUGCCGGGUUUGUUCAGCUUCGAGACUAGCUUUUGCCUGGGAAUCACUGAGCCGACUGGUGGUUCCGACGUCGGCAACAUCCAAACCACUGCCGUCAAGACUGAAGAUGGCAAGUUCUAUGUUGUCAACGGCUACAAGAAAUGGAUUACCGGCGCUCCCUGGGCGACUCACAUGACCACUGCCGUGCGCACGGGACCACCGGGCUCUGGGAUUGGGGGCGUCAGCGUCCUCGUCAUUCCUAUGUCGUCACCCGGCCUGACCAUUCGACGCAUCGCCAACAGUGGCAUGAAAGCCGGUGGCGCGAGUUUUGUGACGCUGGAUGAAGUGAAGGUCCCCGCCGAGAACCUCAUCGGCACUGAAGGCAACGGCUUCAAGAUCAUCAUGCACAACUUCAACCACGAACGGUUCAUCAUGGCCAUCGGCUGCAAUCGCCACGCCCGCACAUGCCUCUCCGAAGCGUUCGACUACGCUCACACGCGCCACACGUUUGGCAAGCCCUUGAUUUCGCAUCAAAUCAUCCGACACAAGAUCGUAACACUGGCGCGCCACAUUGAGUCACAUUGGGCCUGGCUGGAACAGAUUGCCUACAACGUGCAGAGUCAGCCUCAGGGUUGGCAAAGUCCAGAUAUUGGAGGCCAGCUGGCUCUUGCCAAAGUCCAAGGCGGCCGAAUUUUGGAAUUGGCGAACCGCGAAGCCCAACAAAUAUUCGGUGGCGCUGGCUAUCAAAGAAGCGGUCUUGGUGCCAGAGUCGAGCAAAUCAGCCGCGACUUGAGGAUGAUGGUCGUCGGCGGCGGCAGUGAGGAGAUCCUUCAGGAUCUCGCCUUCAGGCAGGAGACGGCCAUUGCUAAGAGGAAUGGUUGGAAAUUGUGA
This is a messenger RNA of Fonsecaea erecta, 1299 nucleotides long. RefSeq lists its product as hypothetical. Gene Ontology annotation, molecular function: flavin adenine dinucleotide binding; oxidoreductase activity, acting on the CH-CH group of donors. The record is from RefSeq and is a predicted model, not a curated record. The transcript has 2 exons. NCBI's taxonomy places the organism in Eukaryota, Fungi, Ascomycota, Eurotiomycetes, Chaetothyriales, Herpotrichiellaceae. Bases 1 to 1299 code for a protein of 432 amino acids.